Molecule: messenger RNA, 2100 nt
Organism: Lodderomyces beijingensis
Lineage: Eukaryota; Fungi; Ascomycota; Pichiomycetes; Serinales; Debaryomycetaceae
Source: the annotation of a GenBank genome assembly
AUGGGCUGUUACGAUGAGUUGGCAAAAGCCAUAGCUGAAGAAAGAGACUCGUCUUUGAAGUUUAAGUCAGUUGGCACGGUUGCCUCGGGUGACGACAAUGCAAGAGACCCUUCAGCUAAAACCAGCAGCAGUGAAGGGAGUAGUGGCAGCAGUGGCGGUAGUAGAAGCAACAGUGGCAACACUUGUACGUCAGAUUGCAAACAAGGGCAACAAGUGUACCAACUACCGUCAAUUGACCCCGUAUUGGCACAACGGAAACCAUGGAAGACGGAUGCAAAGUAUUUCAACCAAUGCAAAAUCUCCUCGUUGGCCCUCGUCAAGAUGUGCGUCCAUGCUCAAACGGGAGGCUCGAUUGAAAUCAUGGGGAUGCUAGUUGGCAAGAUUGUCGAUCGGACCAUUGUUGUUAUGGACACGUAUAGACUACCAGUUGAAGGAACAGAAACGAGAGUCAAUGCGCAAAGUGAGGCCUAUGAGUACAUGGUUCAGUAUUUGGACUUGAACAAAAAAGCCGGCGGCGAAUCGAAUGAAAAGGGCGGCAAGAGAGACGAGAAUAUCGUUGGAUGGUAUCAUUCGCAUCCCGGGUACGGGUGCUGGCUUAGUGGGAUUGACUAUAGCACCCAGGCCUUGAAUCAGGGUUUCCAAGAUCCGUAUUUGGCCAUUGUUGUUGACCCCGUCAAGACGUUGAAGCUGGGCAAGGUGGACAUUGGCGCGUUUAGAACUUUGCCCGAUGGGUACAUGGAGAACCAGUCAAGUGCUGCUCCACCUGCACAAUUGCAGAAUUUGCCCAAACUGAAGAGAUCGGAGUUUGGUAGCCACUCGUCUAGGUAUUAUUCUUUGGACAUUGAAAUUUUUGAAAGUCCUCGUGAUCGGGAAAUGUUGAAAUUGUUAAAGAGUGAAGGUGAUUUUUUGGAGCUUAUAAAGACAUUGGAAGUUGAUUUGAACCAAGAAGUGCGAGCUGCCAAGGUGGACGAAUUCAACACGGUCAACUACUUCCACAAUUACCGCGUUAUUGAAGAAGACAAUUUGGAAAGUCAAGAUGACCUCAUUAUUGACGUGAUCAAUACUUUACAACGGAGACCAAAAGACCGGCACAAGGACCGGUUUGCCAAUAGCGUGUUGUUGAAGCGAACUGGCCAUGAUUUUGAAGAUGUAAUGUAUAGAAAAUUGCUAGUUCAAGGGGCAGCUGGAAGCAGAGAGCAAAAAAAGAAGCAAGCGAAUAUUAGAAGGAGGGAAGCUGAACUUGCAGAUGAUGAAGUGAUGGAUGAAAGUGAUUUGGACAAAGGUGACCGUGACGGGACUACUGCAUCUGUGGGCACAUCCGAUCAAGAAGCUGAUUCCGCGGAUGAAGUCGAGACGCGCGAAGGAUCAGUGAGGGACGAGCGCGAAGUCGAAGAGGAAGAUCGUGGACAACAAGACGCAACGGAUAAUGACGAUGAUGACGGUGAUGAUGAAGAUGCAGAUGCAGAUGCAGAUGAAGAGAACGACGACGUUUAUGGUGAUGAUGACGGUGAUGAUGAAAUAAUGAAAGACCAAGAGGAUAACCCGUGGAGACAUCGACGCAGCAUCCCCAGGGCAAGUCGAAGGUUUGACAUGAGCCCAUCACAAGCGCGAAACUGGAACAGCAGACAGUUGACGCGCGAACUGAAAUUGGCGAGAAGAGUGCCACUCGACCAAGCAUUUUACGAAAGGAGACUUCGACAACACUCUAGAUCGAGGUCAAGCGGCACGCCUGUUUCCAACUACGCUGUUUCGCCCAUGGCUGGCCCUGUUUUCGCUGGAGACGACCCAAGAAGCAGGAGGUUUAUGCGACACCAACUGAAACAUGAAAGCGAAGCCUUGGGCAGAAUGGGCGACAUAAUAGGAGCCCGUCACGGCGGCGGAAGCGGAAGAGAAUUAGGUGUCGUUGGCGGGAAUGGCAUGCUGGCGUUGGAAGCUACUUCCUUCCUUUACUCCUACGCUCAGUCUGCAUCAUCGAUGGAGCCAAGAGACAAAAACAAGAAAAUACUUGACACUGUCUUCUCGUUGGCUGCGCAGAAUAUCUGUGACUUGAUAAGCUUGGAUGCUCGGGAGAAACUAUUGGCAUCUGCCAAAAGCAACUAA